AUGUCAUCACUUGUAAAUGGUACUUCAACUAUUUAUUUAGUUGCAGGUUCACAACAAUUAUUAAAUGAAGCAAUAUCAUUUUAUACAAAUAUACUUAAUUUAAUAGAACAUUCACAAAAUAAUAAUACAACAUAUUUAACAAAUGAUGAUAAUAAAAUAAUAAUAGAAAUUAAAUUAGAUUCUAAAAUUGGAUUUAGUUCAAAAGAAAUUGAUGAAAGAAGAAAAGAAAUUAUAUCAAAAUUAAAUAUUAUAGAUUGGAGAUCAUUAGAUACAACAUAUGUUAUGAAAGUUGCAAAUUUAGUUGAUUUAAUUGAAAUAUUAAACGAAUCAAAUUUUAAAAUUCAAAUUACUCCAAAUGAAUUAUAUCCUAAUGAAGCAUACAUAGUUGAUCCAUUAGGUUAUAUAAUGGGGUUUACAGCAUGUAAUGAACCAUUAACAGUUGUUCCACCAAUUCAAAAAGCUCAUCCAAAACAUGGAUCACUUGAAACACAAUUUGGUUCAUUAAAUCAUUCCAAAAAAAAUGAAAAAGAAGAAUUAUUAAGUUAUUUUAAAGGUAGAAGAAAUAUUGGUAUAAUGACAUCAGGAGGUGAUGCUCCAGGUAUGAAUGCAUGUGUUAGAGCAGUAGUUAGAGCUGCCAUUUUCAGAGGUUCAAAGGCAUUCGCAAUAUUGGAAGGUUAUUCAGGAUUAGUUAAAGGUGGUGAAGAAUCUAUAAAAGAAAUGAAAUGGCAAGAUGUCAGAGGUUAUUUAACUGAUGGUGGUACAAAUAUUGGUACUGCAAGAUGUAUGGAAUUUAAAGAAAGAUGGGGUAGAUUAAAAGGUUGUAAAAAUUUAAUUGAUGCAGGAAUUGAUGGAUUAAUAGUUUGUGGUGGUGAUGGUUCAUUAACUGGUGCAGAUUUAUUUAGAAGUGAAUGGCCAUCAUUAAUAUCAGAACUUAGAAAAAAAGGAGAGAUAACUGAAGAACAAUAUGAAAGACAUAAAAAUUUAUAUAUAUGUGGUACAGUUGGAUCAAUUGAUAAUGAUAUGGCAACUACUGAUUCAACUAUUGGAUGUUAUUCAGCAUUAGAUAGAAUAUGUCGAGCUAUAGAUUAUAUUGAUGCUACUGCUAAUUCUCAUUCAAGAGCUUUUGUAGUAGAAGUUAUGGGUAGACAUUGUGGUUGGUUAGCUUUAAUGGCUGGUAUAGCAACUAGUGCUGAUUAUAUUUUCAUACCUGAAAAACCAAGUUCAAGUCAAGAUUGGCAAGAUCAAAUGAGUAGAAUAGUUAAAAAACAUAGAACUGCUGGAAAAAGGAAAACUAUAGUUAUAGUUGCUGAAGGUGCAAUAACAUCAGAUUUAAAACCAAUAAGUGCAAAAGAUGUAAAAGAUGUUUUGGCGAAUAGAUUAGGAUUAGAUACAAGAAUUACAACUUUGGGACAUGUUCAAAGAGGUGGUACAGCAGUUGCUUUUGAUAGAAUAUUGGCAACUUUACAAGGUAUAGAAGCAGUAAAAGCUGUAUUAGAAUUAGAUCCAAAUACUCCAUCACCAUUAAUUGCAAUAGAAGAAAAUCAAAUUGUUAGAAAACCAUUAGUUGAAGCUGUUGAAAUUACAAAAUCAGUUGCUGAUGCAAUUGCAGAAAAAAAUUUCGAUAAAGCUAUGAGUUUAAGAGAUUCAGAAUUUAAAGAACAUUUAUCAAAUUUUAUUGCAAUGAAUAGUGCAAAUCAUGAAGAACCUUCAUUACCUAUAGAAAAGAGAAAAAAAUUUGCAAUAAUAAAUAUAGGUGCACCAGCAGGUGGUAUGAAUUCAGCAGUUUAUGCAUUUGCAACUUAUUGUAUGUCAAGAGGUCAUACUCCAUAUGCUAUACAUAAUGGAUUUUCAGGAUUAUCAAGACAUGAAUCUAUAAAAUCAAUAGAAUGGUUAGAUAUAGAAGGUUGGAAUAGUAUAGGUGGUUCAAAUAUUGGUACAAAUAGACAAACUCCUGAAGAAACUGAUAUUGGAAUGAUUGCUCAUUAUUUUGAAAAAUAUCAAUUUGAUGGUUUGGUAAUUGUUGGAGGAUUUGAAGCAUUUGUUUCAUUAUAUCAAUUAGAAAAUGCAAGAUCAAUGUAUCCAGCUUUUAGAAUUCCAAUGGUUUUAGUACCAGCUACAAUAUCAAAUAAUGUACCUGGUACAGAAUAUUCUUUAGGUUCAGAUACUUGUCUUAAUUCAUUAAUGGAAUAUUGUGAUAUUAUUAAACAAUCAGCAUCAGCAACAAGAGGAAGAGCAUUUGUAAUAGAAGUACAAGGUGGUAAUAGUGGAUAUAUAGCAACAUUUGCAUCAUUAGUAAGUGGAGCUCAAGCAUCUUAUGUACCAGAAGAAGGUAUACAUUUACAACAAUUAGAAAUGGAUAUUAAUUCCCUAAGAGAAUCAUUUGCAGUUGAAAAAAAUUUAACAAAAGCUGGAAAAUUAAUUAUAAAAUCUUCAAAUGCUUCUAAAGUAUUAACACCAAAAGUAUUAGCAGAUAUAAUAAAUACUGAAUGUAAUGGAGAAUUUGAUACUAAAACAGCAAUACCAGGUCAUGUACAACAAGGUGGAUUACCAUCACCAAUAGAUAGAACAAGAGCAGAUAGAUUUGCAAUAAAAGCAGUACAAUUUAUUGAAGAUAAUACAAAUAAAAUGGAAAAAUAUAGAUAUGAAUUAGAUUAUCCUGCUGAUUCAAAAGAUUUAAUUUCAACAGCAUCAGUUUUAGGAGUUAAAUCAUCACAUUUAAAAUUUACAAGUAUUAAAAGAUUAUAUGAUUUUGAAACUGAAUUAGGUACAAGAAUGCCUAAAAAUGUAUUUUGGUCAAAAAUUAGAGUUAUGGCUGAUGAUUUAGUUGGUAGAACAUUAUAUAAUGGUAAAGAUUAA
Messenger RNA from Lodderomyces jiufengensis, 2856 nucleotides. RefSeq names its product 6-phosphofructokinase subunit beta (gene PFK2). Gene Ontology annotation, cellular component: 6-phosphofructokinase complex; mitochondrion; cytoplasm. The record is from RefSeq and is a predicted model, not a curated record. The coding region runs from base 1 to 2856 and encodes 951 amino acids. Gene Ontology annotation, biological process: canonical glycolysis; fructose 6-phosphate metabolic process; fructose 1,6-bisphosphate metabolic process. The transcript has a single exon. Gene Ontology annotation, molecular function: identical protein binding; monosaccharide binding; fructose-6-phosphate binding. NCBI's taxonomy places the organism in Eukaryota, Fungi, Ascomycota, Pichiomycetes, Serinales, Debaryomycetaceae.